AUGGAGCUUCUGACGAGCUUAGCUAUUAUAGUACUAGCUACGGUCGUCAUCGUUCUGUGUUUCACAAUCUAUCUCUUCAUCAAAAUCUUCACCGGAAAAUCAAUAUUCGACAAAGAAUAUGCUCCAGUGCAUGCCACAAUCUUCGAUCUCUUCUUCCACAAAGACGACUUAUACGACUACGAGACAGAGAUCGCAAGAGAAAAGCCGACUUUCAGGUUCUUGAGUCCAGGACAGAGCGAGAUAUUAACUGCAGAUCCUCGGAACGUGGAGCAUAUUCUCAAGACAAGAUUCGAUAACUAUACCAAAGGACACAACAGUCGUCAGAAUCUUGGGGAUCUUUUGGGACAUGGGAUCUUUGCUGUUGAUGGAGAGAAAUGGAAGCAACAGAGGAAGCUCGCCAGCUUUGAGUUCUCUGCUAGAGUCUUAAGAGAUUUUAGCUGCUCUGUUUUUAGGAGAAAUGCAUCUAAGCUUGUUGGCUUUGUCACGGAGUUUGCUCUCUCUGGAAAAGCUUUUGAUGCUCAAGAUAUGUUGAUGAGAUAUACAUUGGACUCCAUCUUUAAAGUUGGGUUUGGUGUGGAGUUGAAGUGUUUGGAUGGGUUUAGCAAAGAAGGAGAAGAGUUCAUGGAGGCUUUUGAUGAAGGGAACGUUGCAACUAGUUCCAGAUUCAUUGAUCCUCUUUGGAAGCUGAAAUGGUUUCUCAACAUUGGAACACAAGCUAGACUCAAGAAGAGCAUUGAUACCAUAGACAAGUUUGUGUAUAGACUCAUUACCACUAAAAGGAAAGAGCUUGCAGAGGAACAAGACACUGCUGUUAGAGAGGACAUACUAUCGAGAUUCCUAGUGGAAAGUGAGAAAGAUCCGGACAAGAUGAAUGAUAAGUACCUGAGGGAUAUAAUUCUGAGCUUUAUGAUUGCUGGGAAGGACACAACCGCUGCAGCUCUCUCUUGGUUCUUGUACAUGCUCUGCAAAAACCCACUUGUCCAGGAGAAAAUCGUACAAGAGAUCAGAGAUGUGACAUCAAGUGACGAGAAAACAACCGAUGUUAAUGGUUUCGUUAAAAGUAUAACCGAGGAGGCUCUGGAUAAGAUGCAGUAUCUCCAUGCAGCAUUGUCUGAGACCUUGAGGCUUUACCCUUCUGUGCCUGUGGACGUGAGGUGUGCAGAAAAUGAUGACAUUCUUCCAGAUGGAUACAGAGUGAAGAAAGGGGACAAUGUCUACUACAUAGCCUACGCAAUGGGAAGAAUGACUUACAUUUGGGGCCAAGAUGCUGAGGAAUUCAAGCCUGAGAGAUGGCUUAAAGACGGCGUGUUCCAACCUGAAUCACCUUUCAAAUUCAUAAGCUUUCAUGCUGGUCCAAGAAUCUGUCUUGGCAAGGAUUUCGCAUCCCGGCAAAUGAAGAUAGUGUCAAUGGCCCUUCUCCACUUCUUUCGCUUCAAAAUGGCUGAUGAGAAGAGCAAUGUACAUUACAAGACAAUGCUUACACUUCAUAUGGAAGGAGCACUCUGUCUCCAUGCAAUCCCAAGGACAAGCACUUGA
Messenger RNA from Microthlaspi erraticum, 1536 nucleotides. Lineage: Eukaryota; Viridiplantae; Streptophyta; Magnoliopsida; Brassicales; Brassicaceae. The record is from the annotation of a GenBank genome assembly.